AAGCAUUUGUUGAAUUGAAUUUGUAUCCUUCAAUUAACACAUGUAUGUUUACCAUAUAUUAUUGAUAUUGAUUUGAUGAUCAAAAUUGGAAAAGAUCAGCAAAGCUUUGUAACUCAAGAAUUACCAGUUAACUUGAAUUUGGAGUUUGAUGUUUUUAAAUUUUAGUUUUAAGGUAGCUAGGGUAUAGAGAGGCCAGAAGAAAGAAUGCUCCAGGCUAGAGUACAGUCAAUGAAAAUGUUCAGAUAUGGGAGAUGCAAAGUACAAAGGAGGAACAUUGCUAAAGUGUAAGGAAGAGAAGUGUUGGGGGAUGGGAGUGGUGCACCUAUAUAUUCAUUAUACAACACAGUUCUUGAAAUCCAUUGAUUUGGUAAUUUUUUUGGGGGGGAAAUGGGUGCAAGAAUUGGAGCUGUGAUUUCAUUGAUAGAGGGUAGAAACUUACUUUAUCAAUGCAAAUUGAUACUUGUUAUGUAUCUUGCAGGCUGAGUCAUUAAUGAGAUUCUCAGAUAUUAAUUGAUUUACCUAUAAUCAUAUAGCCAAUAUUUGUCAGAAGUGAGAAGAACACAGAUCUCUCCUGAUUCUAAAGAUCCUUCUGUAUCCAUAAUGCAACUCUUAUUACAUUAUCAAAAUAGGCAUGACUAUUUUGGUUGUAUACAUAACAAGCAAUCUGGACAAAUUAUUUAGAAAAUCAUGCGUUAUUAAUAAUGUACAUGCUUUGGAUUCUUUUGCAGAACAGAAGCAUGGAAAGAUGUUUGUCCUAUUGGAGCUACUUCCUUCUUGGGCUAUUGCCCCUUCAGAUAGUGUGCACACAAUCUGUAAAAAAUUGUGUUGUCAGACAAGAAGUGGCUGAUUGCAGCCACUUGAAAUUGACCCAAAUUCCUGCUGAUCUUCCAACCAACAUCACAACCUUGAACCUCACCCAUAAUCAACUGAAAAGAUUGCCAGCUGCAAAUCUUACAAGAUAUAACCAACUUGUCAUUUUGGAUGGAGGAUUCAAUAGCAUCUCAAAGUUGGAGCCGGAAUUGUGUCAGAGGCUGCCUCAGUUGAAAGUUUUGAACCUUCAACACAAUGAGCUCUCCCAGAUUUCUGAUGCCAUGUUUGCCUCCUGCAUAAGUCUUAUGGAACUUCAUUUAAAGUUCAAUUCUUUUAAAAAAAUCAGUAACAAUCCUUUUAUAAAUUUAAAGAAUUUACACAUAUUAGAUCUAUCUCACAGUGGCUUAUCAUCUACUAAAUUAGGAACUCAGGUACAACUAGAAAAUCUCCAGGAACUUCUAUUAGCUAACAACAAAAUUCACACAUUACAAAAGGAAAACUUUGAUUAUCUUAGUAAUUCAUCCUUGAGGAAACUUGAUUUGUCUUCAAACCAAUUGAAAGAGUUUUCUCCAGGAUGCUUUCAGUCAAUUGGAAAAUUAUAUGGUCUUUCUCUGAACAAUGUUCAGCUCGGGCCCGUACUUACAGAAGAGCUUUGUUUAGAAUUAUCAGGCACAAGUGUUCGGAUCCUUUCUCUGAGCAACAUACAACUUACUAACAUUUCCAACAUGACUUUCAGAGGUCUGAACCAGACAAAUCUCACUAUGCUUGACCUUUCCCAUAAUGGUUUGUCAGCAAUAGCUAAUGACUCCUUUGCUUGGCUUUCACAUAUGGAAUGGCUUGGGUUGGAGUAUAAUAAUAUAGGCUACCUAUCUUCUCGCUCCUUUUAUGGACUCUCUAAGGUAAAAUACCUGAACUUGAAAAGAACUUUCAGUAAACCAAGAAAUGCCAUGUUUUCCUUUCCUAAGAUAGAUGACUUUUCCUUCCAGUGGUUAAAAUGUUUGGAAUAUCUUAGCAUAGAGGAUAAUAACCUUUUGGGCAUUACCACUAAUAUGUUCACAGGAUUAACAAGUCUGAGACAUAUAAUUUUAUCCAGCUCCUUUGCAUAUUUAAAAACUCUAACCAAUGCUACCUUCUUAUCCCUUGCUCAUUCUCCCUUACUUAUUCUUAACUUGACUAGAAACAAAAUCUCUCGGAUAGAGACUGGAGCAUUCUCUUGGUUGGGCCAUCUAGAAAUCCUUGACCUAGGCCUGAAUGAAAUUAGUCAAGAACUUACAGGUCAAGAGUGGAAAGGUCUGGAAAACAUCACGGAGAUUUAUCUUUCCUAUAACAAAAAUCUAACAUUGACCAGUGACUCAUUUACUUCAGUCCCAAGCCUCAAAAGACUGAUGCUCCGCAGAGUAGCUUGCAAACAGCUGGAUAUUUCUCCAUCUCCUUUUCAUCCUCUUCAGAAUCUGACCAUCCUAGACCUCAGCAACAACAACAUAGCAAACAUAAAUGAUGAAAUGUUAAAAGGACUCAAUCAACUGGAAAUUUUGGAUCUGCAGCACAAUAACUUGGCUCGACUUUGGAAACAUGCUAAUCCUGGUGGGCCUGUUCUUUUUCUGAAAGGUCUUUUUCGACUUCACAUACUUAAUUUAGAGUCUAAUGGCUUUGAUGAAAUUCCAGCAGAUGUCUUUAAGGGUUUAUCUCAUUUAAAGAUGAUUAAUUUAGGAUUAAACAAUCUGAAUUUACUCCCAGACUCUCUGUUUGAUGAUCAGACAUUCCUGAAAUCAUUGAACCUGCAAAAGAAUCUUAUAACAUCUGUUGAGAAGAGUGUUUUUGGAUCUGCUUUCCAGAAUCUGAGUGUUUUAGAUAUGAGUUUCAAUCCAUUUGAUUGCACUUGUGAAAGUAUAGCUUGGUUUGCUAACUGGCUGAAUGGAACCCACACAAAUAUCAAGGAUCAGCCUAAUCAUUACCUCUGCAACACUCCACCACAAUAUCAUGCUACCUUAGUGAUGGCCUUUGAUACUGCUCCCUGCAAAGAUAGUGCCCCUUUUAAGAUACUCUUCAUGAUAAAUACCAGUUUCCUAUUCAUUCUGAUCUUUGUUGUCAUGCUUGUCCACUUUCAAGGCUGGAGAAUAGCCUUUUACUGGAAUGUAACCAUACACCGAGUCCUUGGUUUCAAAGAAAUUGAUCACCAGGCAGAGAAGCCUGACUAUGCAGCUUAUGUGGUCCAUGCCCGAGAAGAUGCACAAUGGAUCUGGAAGCAUUUUUCUCCUCUUGAAGAAAAAGACCAUUCCCUCAGAUUCUGUCUGGAGGAAAGGGAUUUUGAAGCUGGCAUGCCUGAACUUGAAGCAAUUGUACACAGCAUAAAAAGGAGCAAGAAGAUUAUUUUUGUUAUAACACGAAAUCUCUUGAAAGAUCCCUUGUGUAAAAGGUUCAAGGUACACCAUGCAGUCCAGCAAGCAAUUGAACAAAAUCUAGAUUCCAUCAUACUGAUCUUUCUUGAAGACAUUCCAGAUUAUAAACUGAAUCAUGCCCUUUGUUUAAGAAGAGGAAUAUUUAAGUCUCAAUGUAUUUUGCAUUGGCCAGCUCAGAAAGAACGUGUCCAUGCAUUUUACCAGAAAUUAGAAGUAGCACUUGGAAUGAAAAAUAGAGCAUAGUGAAUUUCUUAACCUUAAAGAUGUUAUACUUAAAUUGAAGUGUUCCCUAUCCUCAUAAAUUACAGAAUAAAUGGGAAUUAUACUAUAAAUGCA
This is a messenger RNA of Antechinus flavipes (yellow-footed antechinus), 3545 nucleotides long. It is a transcript of the gene TLR3, whose product is annotated as toll like receptor 3. Bases 702 to 3452 code for a protein of 916 amino acids. Gene Ontology annotation, cellular component: membrane. Gene Ontology annotation, molecular function: transmembrane signaling receptor activity; protein binding. Gene Ontology annotation, biological process: toll-like receptor signaling pathway; inflammatory response; immune response. The transcript has 4 exons. The record is from RefSeq and is a predicted model, not a curated record. Lineage: Eukaryota; Metazoa; Chordata; Mammalia; Dasyuromorphia; Dasyuridae.